Molecule: messenger RNA, 6816 nt
Organism: Symbiodinium sp. CCMP2592
Lineage: Eukaryota; Dinophyceae; Suessiales; Symbiodiniaceae
Source: the annotation of a GenBank genome assembly
AUGCAUUCCAAGCUUCUCAUUGCGAAUCUUGCGGUACAGUGGUGCUGCGGGGACGUUGCCCGCAGUGUCUUCCAUGCUUGUGAUCGCGAAUCUUGGGUACACUCGGGCAGCCUGCCCGCAGUGCCUUCCAAGCUGUUUAUCGCGAAUCUGGGGUACACUCGGUGCUACGGGCAGCCUGCCCACAGUGCCUUCCAAGCUUUUCAUCGCGAAUCUUGGGUGCAAUCGGCGCUGCGGGCAGCCUGCCCGCUGUGCCUUCCAAGCUUUUCAUCGCGAAUCUUGGGUGCUGCAUGCAGCCUGCCCGAAGUGCCUUCUAAGCUUUUCAUCGCGAAUCUUGGGCGCUGCGGGCAGCCAGCCCGCAGCGCCUUCCAAGCUUUUCAUCGCGAAUCUUGGGUACAUUUGGUGCUGCGGGCGAAUCUUGGGUACCCUCAAUCUGCGGGCAGCCUGCCCGCAGUGCCUUCCAAGCUUUUCAUCGCGAAUCUUGGGUACAUUCGGUGCUGCGGGCACGCUGCCCGCAGUGCCUUCCAAGCUGUUCAUCGCGAAUCUUGGGUACACUGGGUGCUGCGGGCAGCCUGCCCGCAGUGCCUUCGAAGCUUUUCAUCGCGAAUCUUGGCUACAGUCGGUGCUGCAGGCAGCCUGCCCGCAGUGCCUUCCAAGCUUUUCAUCGCGGAUCUUGGGUACACUCGGUGCUGCGGGCAAUCUGCCCCGAAGUCGUGCCUUUUCGCUAAUCUUGGGUACACACUCGGUGCUGCAGGCAGCCUACCCGAAGUGCCUUCCAAGCAUUUCAUCCCGAAUGGGUACACUCGGUGCUGCAGUGCCGUCCAAGCUUUUCAUCGCGAAGCUUGGGUACAGUUUGUGCCCUGGGCAGGCUGCCCGCAGUGCUUUCCAAGCUUUUCAUCGCAAAUCUUGGGUACACACGGUGCUGCGGGCAGCCUGCCCGCAGUGCCUUCCAAGCUUUUCAUCGCAAAUCUUGGGUACACUCGCUGCGCGCAGCCUGCCCGCAGUGCCUUCCAAGCUUUUCAUCGCGAAACUUCGCGCACACUCGGUGCUGCAGGCAACCUGCCCACAGUGCCUUCCCAGCUUUUCAUCGCGAAUCUUGGGCACACUCCGUGCUGCGGGCAUCCUGCCAGCAGUGCCUUCCAAGCUUUUCAUCGCGAAUCUUGGGUACACUCGGUGCUGCGAGCAGCCUGCCCGCAGUGCCUUUCAAGCUUUUCAUCGCGAAUCUUGGGUUCACUCGGUGCUGCGGGCAGCCUGCCCGCACAGGAGGAGGCCUCUUCCAGCCAGGCACCACAAGGUGCAAAAGGGAGCGGAGCAGCCGAAGCUCCAGCUCGACCGCGCCGCCCUCUCAUAGGCGAGCGCACCGAAGCCCCGAACCAAAGCCGGGGCAGACCAGCAGAGCCCGAAAAGGGCAAAGGCAAGACCGGCCCGAGUGCGGGCCGCCCCGCCUCGGAGUCGGGGAGCCGAACCCCCCGACGCGGGGAAAAGGGAGCAGCAGGGAAGCCCACCAAGGGCAAGCCUGCCAAAGGAGCUGCGCAGCCCGCAAAGGGCAAGGCAGCCCAAGCUGAGGGAGCAGAGCAGCCCGCAAAGGGCAAGCCAGCUCCGGCAGGCAAGUCCAGCAAGGGCAAGCCUGCGGCCCAGGAGCCUGCCCAAGGUUCUGGGAAAAAGAAGAACCACCGAGGUGGUCGUUCCCAAGCGGCCCGCGCCAACCGCGAGGCCCGCGGCGCUGAAAGGCGCGAAAGAGAGGGUACAGACCCGGUCGUCCUCGUAGAGGGCCCGGGGACUGAUAUCCCAGAGCCGCGCACCCCGGAGCAGACUCCUGCAGGUGCCGGCCAGGAGGUACAGAGCCCAAGCAGCUCAGAGUCCUCCUUGGACACUGCACCGGUUAGGGUGCCAGUCUUCACGGGCCCAGCGCCUGGAGAAGACACACCAGACUUCGGGGGAAGCGACUCCGAAGGAGAGCGGGAAGCCCCGCCCGCUGCUGCUGCAGCUUCCUCUUCUAGCGGGGCCGUCCCUGCUAAGAAGGAGGAGCCGGCAGCGCGGGUCGCCCCGCCUGCCUCCGCAGAGGCGGCCGUAGAGCCAGCCGAGGAGGCAAAGCCUGAGGCCUCACCGAAGGCCGCGCUCAAGAAAAGGCGCUCCGGCAGCGAAGGCCCCAACGGUAAAGGCGCCGCCGCCUUGGCUUGGGCCACCGCCUCCGCUUCGGGAGGAACCCAAGGCCGCACAGCCAGGGCCAGCAGUGCGGUACCUCCCGCGCCUCGGGAGGAAGCUCCAGAGGAGGAGCAAGAGCCCACCUCACCAGCCAGCGGUGAGGAAGAGGGAGAGGAGUCCGAAGAGAGCUCCGAGGGCCAAGGGCCGUGCCAGUUCCUCAACGGACUGAGGCACGCAGCGCGCAACAGGCCGAGAGCCCCCUGGGAAGGAAACCCAGAGCUGGCGGAGCAGUACGGAGAAGCCCUGACCUUGCUGGACGAGAUCAGGAUGAGCCAGCAGCCGGCUUAUCCGCCUCCGCAGGGCGACCCCGUGGUCGAGGCUCUGCGCGGGGAAGUGGCAACCCUUAGGGGGUUGUUGGAGAGCCAAGCGCAGCAGCUGCAGGCUGCGAUUGGCGAGCUGCCGGCCCAGAGACAACAGGGCCUAGCUGCAGCAGCCGCUACGGCGGCAGUCGCUACGGCGGCACCCGCCCCUGCGUCGCAGGCGAGCGGUGGAGGGCACUUGCUCAAGAGCAUGCAACUCCCAACCUCCCUUAAGGGGCGAGACGACUGGGAGCGCUUUGCCUUUCAAGCAGAGACCUACCUGGCGGUCGUAGACACCAGGUAUCCAGCUGAGCUGGAGGUGGCUCGAAAGUGCAAGGUGCCACUCCAAAUGGCAACCAUGACCGAGGAAGUGCGGACCCUUAGCGUCCGCCUCUUCGGCAUGCUGGGCAGCUGGACCCAGGACUCCGCCACAGCUGUAAAGCUGGCGCGCGGAGUGAAGGGCCAAAAUGGGUUCGAGCUCUGGCGUCUCCUGUGGCAGGAGCACAACCCAGAGAACGAGUCCAAGAACCUCACCUGGAGGCGGACCCUGCUGAUGCCGAAGUUCCCGCCAAAGGAGAGCGACUUCUCCUUGGCUCUGCAGGAAUGGGAGGCAGACGUGGACCGCUACGCCUCCGAGUAUGGCGCAGGGCGCGCCCUAGCAGACGAAGAUCUGCGGGCAGUGCUGGUGACCGAGAGCCCCAACGCUCUUCGGCAACACCUCGCUAUGCACGCGGCGAGUCUUUCGACUUAUGCCGAGGUGAGGGAAGUAGUGGUGAGCUACUUGCAAGCCAAAAGGGGGACCGAGACGGAAAAGAAGGGAAGGGCAAAGGCGACAAAGGCAAGAAAGGGGACAAGGACCACAAAAAGGGCCGACCACGACCACAAAGGCAAGAAAGGGGACAAAAAGGGGAACCAGCAUGGAGGCAGAGACGGCAAAGAGAGAUGCCCCAUCUGCUGGAAAACGGGGCACACCGUAAAAGAGUGCUGGUUCAACGCCAAGGGAAAAGGCAAAGGCAACAAAGGCCAGGUGGCCCAGGUGGCCGACGACGCGGCCACAACGUUGUCAACAGCCUCCUUGGCGACUGCGGGGCCCUCCGCGUCCCAAGCUGGAGGAAGCACUGGCGGCUCUGGCGGUAAAGGCCAGGUGCGCCAGGUGCGCGACGACCGCAUCUUAGGUGUGCGGUUUGCCCCGCCUCACGACACCGAGCCAGAAGAGGACAAAAUCCUCAAGGUGUCGGGGAGUCUUCUCGUGGACUCCGGGGCGUGUGUGUCCGUGUGCAGGCCCGAGGCGUUUCCCGACCUGCAGCCCGCGGGCCCACCGAAGAGCCUUUACUCGGUGGACAACAGCCGCCUUAAAACAAAGGGCCGUGUCCAGCCGAGCCUCCUCUUAGGGGAGGAGCGCCAGUCCUGCAAGGUCAAUUUUGAGGCCGGUGCGGGCAUUUGGCUCCACCGAGAGGACAGCCACAUUUUGUGGCCCGACGGCGUCCGAGCCUCGAUCCUCAAGAGAGGGUCACAGUUCCUCCUACCCUACGAGCGGGAGCUCCCGCCGGGGUCAACAAACCGGGUGGCACCGGUGGCGGCAGAGCCACCGAGCCCAGGCAAGGACCUGGGACACUACGACUACAUCCCGGAGCAGAAGCAGCAGCCGACGAAGAGGCCGAAGCUGCUGAAGAGGAGGAGGCUGCGGGAACGCGCCGAGCACGAGCUCACUCACACGCCCUACCAGGCGUGGUGCGAGCCCUCAGAUGAUCCGGUGACGCCGCUUGUCACCAUGGAUUAUCAGUUCUACAGCCGGGACGGGAAAGAAGUUGAGGAAGAAGCGUCGCUCGCCACGGUGCUGAACCUCACAGACAGGGCCACUGGCUGGACUCUGUCAGUUCCCGUGGCGCACAAAGGGCGCAGACACGCGGCUUACGUCGUAGGGCUUGUGGAGCAGUUGGUGGAUUGCCUGGGGUACGACAAGUUCACCCUACAGGCCGACCAGGAGAAUGCCAUAGCCUCUGUGGCCCGUGCGGUCCACCGCCGGCUUGGAGCUGCUAGGGUUCGCACUUGGCUGUCGCAGCUAAGAGCGGACUACCCCGCAUUAGAGUGGGACACCUCGUCCAACCUGUUAGGGGUCUGGGCCGGCAAGCUGGAGCGCGACGACUCCCACGUGGUGCUAACCGAAGCUGCGCACUCAACACGGCAGCCGUUCUCAAAGCGUGCGGCCUGCCUUGGAACCCCAGAUUUGGCCGCGCAGCGCCAGCAGCGCAGCGAGCCGAUGAUGGUGCCAAUCCCUCUGGCCACGCCGGCCGAGGAAGUGGAGCGGCUAGAACCGCCCGGUGAGCCCUGGCUCUUCAGCGACGGGCCGCGGCCCGACGACGAGGCCCUCUUAGUCGAAGGGGCCGAGCAGGCCAGCAGGCUCCCGGACGCCAGCCCUACCGAGGAGCUGGCCAACGCAGCAAUACCGGACUACGAGCCGUCCGACGUGGAGGCAGCACCUUCCGCAGCAAGCGCGCUGCCGCAGCACAUCGCUGCCUUAGCCGACCCGCCGCUCACCAACCGCAAGGUCGAGCAGGCACGCAAGGAGCAGCUGAGAAAGCUGUGGGACCGGGGCGCUUUCACGCCUGUGCUGCGGUGUACCUGUGCCGACGUCAAGGCCCGCUACAGCCCAGAACAGGACCGCGGUGCGGCGGAAGGCCGCCCGGUCUACAUGCACGCGCCUGUGGAGUGGCGCGAGCUCUUUGACCAAUGGGUCUUGGAGCAGCCUGUAAAGGACCAGCAGUGGUACCGAGACCACUUCCGGGAGUUUGUGUUCCGAGUGGACGGCAACCUUUACGGCCGAAGAACGGCUGGUUCCGUCUACAGGGACGAGCUGGAAGAAGUCCUCACCGGCAAGCUAGCCAAGGACUACGACUUCCAGCGGGGCGUGAAGGACCCGUGCGUGUACCUAGACCGCCGGUCCGGCCUAAUCCUUCUCCACCACAUCGACGACAUCCGUGUCGCAGGCCCCAAGGCCGCAGUGCUGAAGUUCACGGAGGUGGACCUUCCGACGCACUGUGAGAUAACGGUGGGAGAACUGGAAGAGCCGGGCACAGCGGUGGAGGUCCUGGGAAGGACCAAGGUGCGCACAGAGGACUCUAUCCUCACUCUGCCCGGGACCGUGCAUAGCAGACCUCUAGACCUGACCAAGGUCGAGGAGCUCUCUGCGGGUGACGCCGCGAGGUUCCGCAGCGCCGUGGGUAGUGCUAUCUACCUGUCGGCGGACAGGCGAGACAUACAGUUCGCCGUGAAAGAGCUGGCGCGAAGAAUGCAGAACCCCAGGGUCUGCGACUGGCUCGCUGCGGAAACUCUCGCGCGAUACCUGCGGGCAACCCCGCGGUUUGGAAGGGUAGUUGUGCUGGACCCCGCGUCCAAGAGCACAGCCCUUCUGAACUUGGAGGUCUACUCCGACUCCGACUGGGCAGGGUGCCCAGAAACGAGAAGGAGCACAGACAACAUAGUUGCCUGUCUCCGGGGAGCAGUCAUCCAGACAAGCUGCCAGACACAGCACGGCCUCCCAGCCACCUCCAGCGGAGACGCGGAGAUCCGGGGAGUGUCGCGAGCAGCAAGGGAGGCCGUCUUCCUACGAGAGCUAGCGGAGAAAGACUUCGCCCUAGCCUGCGGCUUGCCGCGGCUCUGGGCCGACUCCGCAGCUUCGAUCGGAGCCGCCAAACGCAUAGGACCAGGGUCUAAGUUGAGACACCUGGAAGUUGCAGAAUUCUAUGUACAAGGUGCGCUCAGAGCCAAACUUCUCGAACUGAGAAAAGUUAAGGGAACCGAAAAUCCGGCAAACUUCGCUACCAAGCACGCGAAGACUGGACCGGAGGUGCGGCAAUCCCUGCCCUCCAUAGGCAUGGUGGACCUCGAUGCGGUCGCAGGCGCCACCGAGGCUCUGGCCCAAAAGGGCACGAUCAAGGCGAUCCAGGCAAGCCCCUGGAAAAUGAGACCGCCGACCAAGCUUGCAAGCUCGGCGCUCAUGGCCACAAUCGUGGCGCUGCAGGUACGACCUGCCAAGGCCCAAGGGCACGACUUCGCAGAGCUGGUGCUCGGCUUCGCGGCCCUAGGCUUCCUGGCCUUCCUGUGGAUGCUUUGGGGUUUAGUCUCCUGGCUCUGCAGGUGCAGACGUGACAGGCAGGAGCCGGAGCCCGAGGAUGAGAUCGAGCACCACGCCGAGCGUGCCGAAGAGCCGCCGCGUGCAGCUCAAAGGGCCACUGAGAUCUGGCUGGGCCAGAAGAAGAAGCCAAACCAGGCGAGGUGGGCAGCAGCCCAGGGGGGCUCAAGAGCCAGAGCCUGA